ACCAUGUUAUCCCUCGUUCUCAUUUGCGCCCUUGUGGGGUCCAUAUCAGCGGUUCCACCUUAUGCUGACGGAGAAUUAAGAGCCAGCUUAGAGGACCUUGGUACUAACCUAGAUGAUCCACGGUAUCGGUUAAAGGAUUCCGUUUAUCCUAAUGAAGUGUUUCUGGAUCUUGAUGUCUAUUUGGAUACAGCAAACUUUACUGGAGUUGUCCGUACUAUAGUUGAGGUACGUGAAGAGAAUUUAACACAAAUUGUGUUGCAUCAAAAGGUAGUCAGCAUUAACUCCGUGAGCGUGUUGAACUCUGCAAAUCAGCCGGUAGCUUUAAAGUUCCCUGAUUCAUUCACAACUGAUGAUUACUUUGAAUUACUUCUCAUCAAUUUCGAAAAUCCGCUGCGUACUGGACAAUAUACUAUCAUCAUCAACUAUAACGGUCAGAUUAACACUAACCCCUUAGACAGAGGUUUCUAUAGAGGAUAUUAUCACUACAAUAACGGUGUUCGACUAUACGCCACUACGCAGUUCCAGCCCUACCACGCGAGGAAAGCUUUCCCCUGCUUCGAUGAGCCACAGUUUAAAUCACGUUACGUGAUCUCUAUUACACGUGAUGCUAGUCUUAGUCAAUCAUAUUCUAAUAUGGAUAUUAACUAUACUACGACAGCUGGUCCUGGACGUAUAACUGAGACUUUCCUACCCACUCCUAUCGUCUCUUCCUACUUGGUCGCUUUUCAUGUUAGUGAUUUCGUAGCAACAAAUUCCUCUAGCACACCCACGAAACCCUUCCAAAUUAUAUCCCGUCAAGGAGCUACAGAACAACACGGUUAUGCUGCCGAUAUAGGUCGUAGGAUCACAGAUGAACUGGACGAUUACUUAGGCAUUGAAUACUAUGAUAUGGGACAAGGACAGCUCAUGAAAAAUGAUCACAUCGCUUUGCCAGAUUUCCCAUCUGGUGCCAUGGAAAAUUGGGGAAUGGUUAACUACAGGGAAGCUUAUCUUUUGUAUGACAGAAACAAUACGAAUCUCAGCAAUAAGAUUUUUAUAGCGACUAUUAUUGCUCACGAGUUAGCUCAUAAAUGGUUCGGAAAUCUGGUGACUUGUUUCUGGUGGGGUAAUUUAUGGCUUAAUGAGUCUUUCGCAAGUUUCUUCGAAUACUUCUCAGCACAUGCCGCUGACCCAAAUUUAGAAUUGGAUGACCAGUUUGUUGUGGAUUACGUGCAAAGUGCUCUAUCAGCUGACGCGGGAUCAAGCGUGAGCGCCAUGAACAACAGUAAUGUUGCCAGUAACCCAUCAAUUUCGGGUCAUUUCAGCACCACCAGCUAUGCUAAAGGAGCUUCUGUUCUUAGAACCUUGGAGCACUUUGUUGGUCCUCGUACUUUUAGGACUGCACUAAGAUACUAUUUGAGAAGCAGGGCCUACGAAAUUGGUACUCCGGAAGAUAUGUAUGAUGCUUUCCGAAGAGCGACAUCAGAAGACUUUGAAUUCUCUACUGCCUACCCUGGUGUUGAUAUUGGAGUGGUGUUCGACAGUUGGGUCCAAAACCCUGGUUCACCAGUUUUGAACGUUUCCGUCAAUACACAGACAGGCGUCAUUACUGUUACUCAGGAACGUUUCUUAUUAACCGGUACUCCAGAACAGCAAUUGUGGCAUAUUCCCCUGACAUGGACGCAUGGCAAUAACCCUGAUUUCACCAGCACUAAACCUAUCCGAGUUCUUUCUAAUCAGACGGCUACAAUCCAAGGCCUCUCUGGACACCAUUGGGUUAUAUUUAACAUUGCCCAAUCAGGUCUUUACCGUGUCAAUUACGAUAAUCACACCUGGGAAAUGCUUGCCUCCUAUCUGCGUAGCAGCAAUAACAACAGACUCACGAUCCAUAAGCUCAACAGGGCGCAGAUCGUCAAUGACGUAUUAUUCUUCAUACGUGCUGGCAAAAUCGAUAUCGACCGUGCGUUUGAUGUUCUUGAAUUUCUAAGACUCGAAACCGACUACUACGUUUGGGCAGCCGCUAUUGGACAACUUGACUGGAUUAGGAGAAGACUGGAACACAUGCCUGUAGCGCAUGCAGAGUUUGAUAAAUUCCUGUUAGAAUCCUUGAAUACUGUUAUUAAUAAUCUUGGCUACGACGAGCUUGAAACAGACUCAACAUCUACGAUAUUGAACCGCAUGCAAAUCUUGAACCUCGCCUGUAAUCUUGGCCACGCAGGCUGCAUUAGCAACAGUUUGCAAAAAUGGAAUAGUUUCCGAAACAAUAAUGUUGCGGUUCCAGUGAAUCUGCGACGUUAUGUAUACUGCGUUGGACUCCGCCAAGGGAACGCGUCUGAUUACAACUUCCUGUUAGAGAAAUACAACACGGCUGUGAACACCGCUGACAUGGUUGUUAUACUUCGUGCCCUCGCCUGUACCAAGGUUGAAGCGUCACUUCAGAAUUACCUGCUACAAAGUACGAAUAAUGAUAAAAUCCGCAUACACGACCGUACGAAUGCUUUCUCCUACGCUCUCCAAGGAAACCCUGAGAAUCUAAAAAUUGUUCUCGAGUUCUUGUUUGGCAACUUCACCCUGAUUAGAGAUACUUACGGCGGACCAGAUCGACUCAGCGUCGCCAUCAAUGCAUGUGCAGCACAUUUGACUAAUAUUACUGAUAUUAGAAAUUUCCAAUCGUGGGCCUACACCAACCAAUUAGCGCUUGGGACUUCAUUCCAGAAUGGAGUAAACGUUGUUAAUACUGCUAUGAACAAUUUACAGUGGGGUACCGAUAAUGUUGUUGGUAUAUACUCCUCGCUUCUGCAGAGAGGAGCUGCUACAUCAAUCACAGUUUCAAUUACUCUACUAUUCGUUGCCCUUGCUGCACAUAUUCUUCAUUAAACUGUGUCAUGUUUAUAUUAAUUUAAUACUGUUCUAGUAG
Achroia grisella is the source of this 2896-nucleotide messenger RNA. It is a transcript of the gene Apn4, whose product is annotated as membrane alanyl aminopeptidase-like. The record is from RefSeq and is a predicted model, not a curated record. NCBI's taxonomy places the organism in Eukaryota, Metazoa, Arthropoda, Insecta, Lepidoptera, Pyralidae. Gene Ontology annotation, biological process: peptide catabolic process; proteolysis. Gene Ontology annotation, molecular function: zinc ion binding; metalloaminopeptidase activity; peptide binding. The transcript is spliced from 15 exons. Gene Ontology annotation, cellular component: cytoplasm. Bases 4 to 2856 code for a protein of 950 amino acids.